ACUGGAAGGCCUGGACUCCCAGGGGACAAGGGUGCCAUCGGGAUGCCUGGACGUGUGGGUAUCAAAGGUCAACCAGGCGAGAAGGGUGCCCCUGGAGAUGCGGGGAUGUCCAUCAUCGGGCCUCGAGGCCCCCCUGGCCAGCCGGGCACUCGGGGCUUUCCUGGAUUUCCGGGUCCCAUUGGUCUUGACGGCAAGCCGGGCCACCCCGGACCCAAAGGGGAGACGGGCCUGGUGGGUCCCCGAGGACAACCGGGACCUCAGGGACAAAAGGGAGAAAAGGGUCAGUGUGGCGAGUACCCACACCGGCUGUUGCCUCUCCUCAAUUCAGUUCGGCUGGCUCCACCCCCAGUCAUUAAAAGACGGACCUUUCAGGGAGAACAAGGCCAGGCUGGCAUCCAAGGCCCUCCAGGGCCACCGGGUCCCCCAGGACCAAGUGGCCCCCUGGGACACCCAGGACUUCCAGGGCCUAUCGGGCCACCUGGUUUACCUGGGCCUCCCGGACCAAAGGGCGACCCAGGGAUCCAGGGCUACCAUGGCCGCAAGGGAGAGCGGGGCAUGCCCGGGAUGCCAGGCAAGCACGGAGCCAAGGGGUCUCCUGGGAUAGCUGUGGUUGGGAUGAAGGGUGAUCCAGGAACUCCAGGAGCCAAGGGCGAGAAGGGGGCUACAGGCUCCCCUGGGCUCUCCGGCCUCCUGGGGCAGAAGGGAGAAAAAGGUGAUUCUGGCAAUGCCAUUGGAGGAGGCAGAGGGGAGCCUGGCCCUCCAGGGCUUCCUGGGCCCCCUGGACCAAAGGGAGAAGCUGGUGUUGAUGGCCAGGCUGGGCCCCCAGGACAGCAAGGAGAAAAGGGGCAGCCAGGAGCAGCUGGGGAACAGGGACCAGCUGGCCCCAAGGGCUCCAAGGGUGAACCCGGCAAGGGGGAGAUGGUGGAUUACAAUGGAAACAUCAACGAGGCGCUUCAGGAGAUCAGGACACUGGCCUUGAUGGGGCCUCCUGGCCUUCCUGGACAAGCAGGCCCACCUGGACCUCCAGGGACUCCAGGCCAAAGGGGGGAGAUUGGACUGCCAGGCCCUCCCGGACAUGAUGGAGACAAGGGACCUCGAGGAAAACCAGGCGACAUGGGGCCUGCUGGCCCCCAAGGACCCCCUGGAAAGGACGGGCCUCCAGGAAUGAAGGGAGAGGUCGGACCCCCAGGGAGUCCAGGGGAGAAAGGGGAGACAGGACAAGCAGGCCCACCGGGUCUAGAUGGCCCAACUGGGGAGAAAGGAGAACCAGGUGAUGAAGGGAGGCCUGGAGCGACAGGAUUGCCUGGGCCCAUCGGGCUCCCGGGAUUCACAGGAGAGAAAGGAGAAGCUGGGGAGAAAGGUGACCCGGGAGCAGAGGUUCCUGGGCUGCCAGGGCCAGAGGGUCCUCCAGGACCUCCGGGCCUCCAAGGUGUUCCUGGACCAAAGGGAGAAGCAGGCCUAGAUGGCACCAAAGGAGAAAAGGGCUCCCAGGGAGAAAAAGGAGACCGGGGGCCUCUGGGAUUGCCUGGAGCUUCAGGUUUGGACGGCAGGCCUGGGCCACCGGGUACUCCAGGACCAAUUGGAGUUCCAGGCCCAGCCGGACCAAAGGGCGAGAGGGGAAGCAAAGGAGACCCAGGGAUGACAGGACCAAUGGGAGCAGCUGGGCUGCCUGGUUUACACGGACCACCCGGGGACAAAGGGAACCGGGGGGAGAGGGGGAAGAAAGGCUCUAGAGGGCCUAAAGGGGAUAAGGGGGACCAAGGAGCACCUGGACUAGACGCCCCCUGCCCACUGGGAGAAGACGGCUUACCAGUCCAAGGCUGCUGGAACAAGUGACGCCUCUAACCUCGGAUUGGCCUGUGUGUGUUUGUACAUAGGAUAUUUAUUUUUAUACAGUUUUCACCUUUUGGAAAUGCCCAAAGUAUGAUGCAUCUUACAGAUCAUUAAGAGAGAGAGGAAAGCCUGCAUAUUUUGUACAGAAAAUAACCCUUUCCCUUUUGUUUACAAGACAUUUUUGUAUAAAUCUGUUUCUAAUACACUUUCUGUCUGUGAGUCUGCUCCUAAUGUUGCAUGAUAUUUGUGCACACUUAUUAAAUACCACAGCUUAAUAAAUUAUUGUGUUCCGGUGCCAAGGGGGGGGGGGGGGCUCGCCAGCACAGAGGUGCUGCAAGCUUACUUGUGAAUUCACAAAAAUGUGGAGGUCCAUGAUGCUUGCCAGACUAGAUGUGUCUAACAAUAUUUUAAACUUUAACUGACUUUCAUUAUUAAAAAAGUGAAAUGUGACAA
Molecule: messenger RNA, 2286 nt
Organism: Psammomys obesus (fat sand rat)
Lineage: Eukaryota; Metazoa; Chordata; Mammalia; Rodentia; Muridae
Gene: Col13a1
Product: collagen type XIII alpha 1 chain
Exons: 38
Coding region: 43-1836 (597 amino acids)
Source: RefSeq, a predicted model, not a curated record